Molecule: messenger RNA, 126 nt
Organism: Funneliformis geosporum
Lineage: Eukaryota; Fungi; Glomeromycota; Glomeromycetes; Glomerales; Glomeraceae
Source: the annotation of a GenBank genome assembly
AUGAAGGAAAUUUUAUUGGAAAUAUGCCCGAACUUUGGACCUGCAAUGGACAAAAUUGGAAGGUAUUUUGAUAAGUUAGAAAGAAUAAAUGGGAUGUAUGCUAAAAUGAUCAAGUUACAAGACUUA